CACACAUUAUACACCCUCGCUUGCUCACGCCCUGCUGCUGCUUCUCUCCUGUCUGCUUGUCUUUCCUGCUUUCUGGAUUUUCUCCUUUAAUCUCCGUCUCCUUUGGGAUGAGGGGCUGUAAGACUGGACGGGUCUGUGCUUGGAUGCUUUGCUGAGACCUGUCCAUAUCUUUCUUUUUCCUUUUUCAUCUCUCUAUUUCUGUCAGCUGCAAGAGCCCACGUUAAGGUGCAUCCUGGCCCCCGGCCAUCUCUGUAGAUGUCUGUCACCAUGGCAAAGAUUGAGACCGGCCGCACAAGUCCAGUGGUCCGCCAGAUAGACAAGCAGUUCCUGGUGUGUAGUAUCUGUCUGGACCACUACCACAACCCCAAAGUCCUGCCCUGCCUGCACACCUUCUGCGAAAGGUGCCUACAGAACUACAUUCCUCCUCAGUCCUUGACGCUGUCCUGCCCCGUGUGUAGACAGACCUCAAUAUUGCCCGAGAAAGGUGUGGCGGCACUACAGAACAACUUCUUCAUUACAAACCUCAUGGAGGUGCUGCAGAGAGACCCAGAAUGUUCUCGGCCGGAGGCCUGCAGCGUGCUGGAGUCUGUCAGCGCAGCAGCUGCUGGGAAACCGCUCUCCUGCCCCAAUCACGAGGGCAAGGUGAUGGAGUUUUACUGCGACUCGUGUGAGACGGCCAUGUGCCUGGACUGCACGGAGGGGGAACACAGGGAGCAUGUGACUGUUCCACUGCGGGAUGUUCUAGAACAGCACAAAACAGAACUAAAGAACCAGCUGGAUGCUAUACGCAACAGACUGCCUCAACUAACAGCUGCCAUUGAGCUGGUGAAUGAAAUCUCUCAACAGCUGAUAGAAAGAAAGAACGAAGCCAUUAAUGAGAUCAGCAUGACAUUUGAGGAGCUCGAGAGGGCAUUGCACCAACGCAAAGCUGCGCUCAUCACAGAUCUGGAGAACAUUUGUUGCACCAAGCAGAAGGUGCUUCAGGCGCAGCUAUCGUCCCUUCUGCAGGGAAAAGAGCACAUCCAGAGCAGCUGCAGUUUCACUGAACAGGCCCUGAACCACGGCAGUGCCACCGAAGUCCUGCUGGUCCAAAAGCAGAUGAGCGAACGUGUGAGCGCCCUCGCCUGUCACGACUUCCCCGAACGGCCGCAUGAAAAUGCUCACUUGGACUGCCAGAUAGAGACAGAAGGCCUGCGACGCUCCAUCCAGAACCUGGGCGUCCUGCUGACGACGGGUGCCGUGGGACACACCAGUGUGGCCACAGGAGAAGGCCUCAGGCAUGCGCUGGUCGGACAGCAUGUGACUGCAACUGUUACCACUAAAGAUAAGGACAGCGAGCUUGUGCGGACUGGAAACGCCGUCCUCCGAGCAGAGAUAACGGGGCAGGACGGAGUGCAUGCGACAGAGGUGGAGGUCGUGGACAAUAAAAACGGAACGUACGAGGUAGGAUACACACUUAAGAGUGAAGGGGAGUACUCGUUCUCUCUGAUGCUGUACGGACAGCCUGUGCGGGGCAGCCCAUUCAGACUGCGGGCGAUAAAGCCUUCGGACGUGCCUCAGUCUCCGGAUGAUGUGAAAAGAAGGGUAAAAUCUCCCAGUGGAACAGGGGGACACAUCAGACAGAAAGCCGUACGGAGACCCUCCAGCAUGUACAGCACUACCAAAAAGAAGGAAAACCCCAUUGAAGAUGAGCUCAUUCAUAGAGUAGGCUCUCGUGGACGGGAGAAGGGAGAGUUCACCAAUCUACAGGGCAUCUCUGCUUCCAAUAAUGGGAGGGUCAUUGUAGCAGACAGCAACAACCAGUGCAUACAAGUGUUUACCAAUGAUGGGCAGUUCAAAGCACGCUUCGGGGUCAGGGGUCGUUCUCCGGGACAGCUGCAGAGGCCAACAGGAGUGGCAGUCGACACAAAUGGAGAUAUUAUAGUAGCUGAUUAUGAUAAUAGAUGGAUCAGCAUCUUCUCCCCUGAUGGGAAAUUCAAGAAUAAGAUUGGCGCAGGCCGUCUGAUGGGACCCAAAGGAGUGGCUGUGGACAGGAACGGUCAUAUCAUUGCAGUGGACAAUAAAGCCUGCUGUGUGUUCAUCUUUCAAUCUAAUGGCAAACUAGUAACCAAGUUUGGAGCCAGAGGCACCGCAGACAGACAGUUUGCAGACAAAAGUGAUGCAAAGUUUAGACUGGAGCAAAGGUUUAGUAAAUCUGGCCCUGGGUUCAGUCCGCACUUUGUUGCUGUCAACAACAAGAAUGAAAUUGUCGUGACAGACUUUCAUAACCACUCCGUCAAGGUCUACAGUGCAGAUGGGGAGUUUCUGUUUAAAUUCGGGUCCCAUGGAGAGGGAAACGGCCAGUUUAAUGCCCCCACAGGGGUAUCUGUUGAUGUUAACGGCAACAUCAUUGUAGCAGACUGGGGCAACAGCAGAAUACAGGUGUUUGACAGCUCAGGCUCAUUCCUCUCCUACAUCAACACAAGUGCUGACCCUCUGUAUGGGCCGCAGGGUCUCGCUUUAACCUCCGAUGGCCAUGUUGUGGUGGCUGAUUCUGGUAACCACUGCUUCAAAGUCUACCGGUACCUGCAGUAACAGCUCAGGUACUGUCACAAGGUGCCAAAAACUCUCCUACGACUUUGUUUCAUCACAUAGUCACAUCAGCCAAAUCCUCGGCCAAACCAGGGAGGAAGAAUCGAAUGAACGAAAUGCACUGAAAUCUGCUGAUUUUCAUGUUCCAAAACAAAGAACUGCUUCUCUGCUUAACCGGGAAUGUCGAUUGUAAAUAACAGAAACCAUAUCAAUAAGCACAGAUUCUUAUAAGAAAAUCAUGUAAGUUGUGUAUAAAUAAAAUAAAUAUAUAUAUAGCAAAACAUUUUGUUAGUUGCCAUCUUAAACCCUUGCAGAAAAGUCCUUUCCAAAUCUCAUUUCAUAAUGGUCGAGCUACCCAUGACUGCAAUAUCUGUGUAUUUUAAUUGUUACAUUCUGCAUUUGUAAAUCUACAAACUGUGUACAUAUGAACAUAUUUGGUGUAUGCAACAUGUAAAUGACCCUGGCUUCUUGUAUUGUCCUAUGACAGCAUUUGCCACUGAGAUUUCACUAUUCGGUGAGUGCUUUCAGUUAACUGGGUGUUCAAAUCAUUCAGAUCGAACAUCUGAGCUGAUCAUCCCUCACAGAUAUCAACAUAACAGGAAGUGAUGCGCAUCCCUGCUGUGCUCUUUAAAAAGAAAUCUAACCACUAAACAGAAGGAGCCAAAAAGGACAUAUUUUUUCCAUUCCAAAUUAUUUAUUUUUCUAAAGCACAAGGCUACUUUACUUGUAUUAAAAAUCCAACUGAACGAGGAAAGAGAAAUAUAAUCAAACCCAAGUAUUUCACGUACUGUAUAUUGCCUCUGAUUUUUAAUGUUCUCUAAAGAUGAUCAGCUAUGAGGAAUUAUAUCGCUUCUCUGUAAAUAAUCAUACAGGUGUGUUGUGUUCACAGUGUAGCAACCAAAUGUUGUCUUUAGUUGUCAGUAUUAUAGUUUAUGCUUCGUCUAUUUAUUGAAUGGUUUUUACACAUUUUCCUGAAUAAUUCCUUUUGAGAUUGUCCUCCAUCACCAGCGAAAGAUAUCAAAAACCACUUCCCUUUAAUUUUGUGGAGUUUUGUCUCUUUUUGAAGGUUAUGUAACACACCACAUCUCCUUAACAGCCUACUCUCUGUGAUACUGUACAAGGUUAAUGAACAGCAGCUCACAGUUGAAAUGGUGAAAGUGUAUCUUAAUAUCUGUGCAAAGAACACUUUUGCAUGUUAAUGAUUUUACUAGCACUGGCACAUGGUUUCUGCAGCAGCGAGAUACCUGUAACGAUAAUGAUUUGCUAUCACCAGGCUGGAAAUUAUUAUAUGUAAUAACCAAAAAAAAAAAAUUAUAUACUGUAUAUUGAUUUAUAAUAUAUGUGAAUUGCAAGUUGACUUAUUUAGUUGCUCCAAUGGCGAUAAAGGUCCGCUCACAAUAAGAAUAACUUUAUAACAAAAUUGCUAAAACGGUUGCUGUCAAGUUUACAGUUUUCGUGCGCAAAAUUAUUUACAUUUUAAAUCCACAAAAUCAGGAAUAUUGCAUGAGAGCAAAAUAAAUCCACAUGCAGAUUUCAACAAUACAAGUUGGUCAUAAGAAUUUGGUGCGCUGACCGUCAGAAAGCUGCUUGUUUUGAAAGUGUGAACUGUGCUUCAUGGAUCACGAAACUAUUGAUAACAGACAAUUAAUUCCCCCCGGCAAAAUUUAACUAACGUCACAACAAUAUCUUUGGAAUCACUUUCAGAACAAUUUCUCCCAUCGAUAAAAGCACUGUCCCCAAUUAUGUUUAGAAUAAACAAUGUUCAUUGGAAUAACUGCCAACAUCGUUUUCAUUCUUAUUGUGAAUGGACCUUAACUCGAUCCAAUGCAUGAUCUAGUGCUUGGACAGAUGAUUUAGCAAAUGUGCGUCAUCAGUUUAAAAACAACAAAGAUCCUGUAUAACCUGAAGAAUCAACCAUAUGCUCAUUCUGCUGGUCAAUCAUUGCAGUUUGAAAUAAAACUGUAAAUACAAGU
Molecule: messenger RNA, 4544 nt
Organism: Carassius auratus (goldfish)
Lineage: Eukaryota; Metazoa; Chordata; Actinopteri; Cypriniformes; Cyprinidae
Product: tripartite motif-containing protein 3-like
Exons: 13
Coding region: 256-2574 (772 amino acids)
Biological process (GO): protein polyubiquitination; proteasome-mediated ubiquitin-dependent protein catabolic process
Molecular function (GO): zinc ion binding; ubiquitin protein ligase activity; protein binding
Source: RefSeq, a predicted model, not a curated record